Molecule: messenger RNA, 2185 nt
Organism: Thrips palmi
Lineage: Eukaryota; Metazoa; Arthropoda; Insecta; Thysanoptera; Thripidae
Exons: 11
Coding region: 383-1873 (496 amino acids)
Biological process (GO): SCF-dependent proteasomal ubiquitin-dependent protein catabolic process
Cellular component (GO): SCF ubiquitin ligase complex
Molecular function (GO): protein binding
Source: RefSeq, a predicted model, not a curated record
GAUUUUUCUGCUGCACUCACAUAUCCCAACAUUUACUUUCAAAGGACUGUUAUCUUUUCUGCUACCGGAGACGCAAAACGCCGAAACUCACAGUUUGACUUCCUACUCGUCUGAGUAUACUGAGUAGAGACCCGUGACGCACUUGAACCAUAGUAACUUCUAGCCGAGCAUAGAACCGUUCCCAAGUUGGGCCAUCCUCCAGAGGACGUUGCGCGCGGCGUCGCGCCGUGCCUCCGCUCGCUCAAUGCACAGUGCGCUUGGCAGUGCGUCUCAACAGAUUGCCAACCUGCGUUCGUUGACAGUGUCGUGGUGACCGCAUCUCUACAGACAACGCGCCCCAUCGCUUGAGUCGCUGCUAGUGCUACUUGAGUCCCUCGCAGCCAUGCUGACUCGGCGACGUGCCAGGCUGCAAGGGGCGGCUCUUGGUGAAGAACAACGGCCCCCUCCUGUCGCAGCGGCCCCGAUCGCCUCACUGAGUGACUUGUCCCUCGAACUGGUGUUUUCAUUUCUGGAUAUUCCUGACCUCGUUCGGGCAUCGCAGGUGUGCACCCGUUGGCGUGACCUAUGCUCCUCCAAGCGGCUGUGGUCUUCGCGCAGGCUCAAUUGGUGGCGGUGGCCGCUUCGUGCGGAAGAGGAGCGGGCCCUGCGCGCGGUGCGUCUGCUGCGACGCACCCAGGGCGUCGUCCGCUACGAGAAGGUGAUCCUCACGUUGGGGUCCUGCUUUUCGGUGUCCUUCUCGGAGGACGCUGGGACGCUGAUGCUUUCAACCCCAUCGUCGCUGAUGGCACUACUUAGUCUCCGACAUUUGGUCAAAGACCACGUCAAGACUUUGGUUUUGGAAGAGAAGCUGAGUCUGUUCACGGCGUUCGAGGCUCUGGCAGUCUGGGAAACGAUUGCCAGCAAGACCUUCAUCACCUGGCUGAGCAUCACACUGUGCAGGGCCAGCCCAUUGCAUGGGGUCGUCUUCGACUGGCCUGCGCGGGGCUCCCUCACCACCCUGUGGUUUAGUGUCCGCGACCAUGCGCCGUUCGCGACGCUGUGCCGCCCGAUUCGGUCGCUGCUUCAAGUCCAUCGUGACCAGUUGGCGAGGGUUGACAUUCGUUCAAAGGAUCAGCAAGGCUUGCUGGACUUCCUGCCACCCCGUUUGCGUACUCUUCAGGCGGUAAUUCUACCGUCCUUAAUCCAAGUAUUGAAGCCCCUCAAGUUUCUAGGCACCCUGUUCUUGCGCGCCCCGAGAGGUGAGGAAGAGGAGUGUCUUCGAGUCCUCGAAAAGAUAUUUCUCUUGCGUAACCUCUGGGAGCUUUGUCAGCUGGAAAUCUUAUUCCAACGAGGUACUUGCAGUGUUCACGAUAGCUGGGAGGUCCUGGCCAACAUACCGGGCAGGUUCCUGCGGUAUGUCACCCUGCGCGGCGUGUGCUGCUCCCUGUCUGACCCGGGAGAUGGUCCCGGUGCGCUCAAGGACCUUCUGACAUCGCUGCCUGUGGUGCAAACGCUGAAGCUGGAUGUGGAACCAGCCACUUUUCCACUGCACGCCCUGCUGCCACGCUCGACGGACGGCCGCAGCGCGGAGCCCCUGGCGCGGCUGCCCGACUCGCUGCGCCUCCUCACUCUGGGCGACGCGGACGUACCCGGCCGGCUGUGCGACUCGAGGUGGCUGCAGCAGCUGCGGCGCGUCAUGGACGACGCCCAGAAGCUGCACGUCAUACUGCAGGGUCCCUGUCUGCCCGCCAAGGGUGGCGGCGGCGCCCCCGGCAGAGGCCGCCUCUGCAACGCCGUCAUCCUCCCGCACUCCACCAACCACUCCUGCCAGGAGUGCCCGGCGAAGGUGAAAGGAAGUCACAGAGUGUACAUCGGGGAAUUAUGUGAUAAGUAGGUUAAGUGGGACAGUUACAUUGUUUUUGCUACUCACUGUAAGAACGAUCUCACCCUUUGUUCAAAAGUAAUUUUAGGUAAAAUUAGCACACCUGUGCAUACACAAUUAAUUUCCAAAAAUGUGUCAGACAUUGUACGUUUUGUACAUUAUAGGUACUUAUUGAGCCCAAUAUUUUAAAUAUUUUAAUCUGUAAGUGAUCAACAUGAAAUUAUACAGCUAUGUAUACAGUCAAUUAAAUAACGCUAUCAAAAUUGUUGAAGAAAUGUUUUAUCCCUGUUACAAUAAAAUAAAUUGUAUACAUUCUCUACAGAA